AUGGAGUCCACCUCCGUGCCCAGCCCAGACGCCUCGGCCGCACCCUCGGCCUCGGCCGCGCCCGUGGCACCGCGGAAGCCGCUGGAUCUGCCGAUCUGCAGCUUCCGGGGCCCCGAAGUCAACCUGCCCUGGACCGAACGCACCGAGCUGCCGGUGGAACAGCAGCUGGAAGAUGCGGUGCAACGCAUACAGCUGGCACAAGAGGAACGGCACAAGCUGGAGGAAGAAGUGGGCUCAGGGAAAUAUCCGUUCACCUUGAAGUCCAAAGAACGAAGGCCUCCCGCCUUCGCAGCCCGCGCGGCGGAUGCACAGAAGAUGCUGCAGAUUCAGAAGGACCCGCGAUUUCUGGAACUCCAAGCUGCCCUGCAAGCAGAACAUGCCUCGGGCGCACAGGGCGGCUCAGGCGCGUGGAGCGGAAGCCGCUCGGGGGCCCAAACAGCACGUCCCAACUUCAUGGGAACGUUGGAGACCAAAGCGUCUUGGAAGCAGCACUUCUACGCAGGUCUUCGAAUGCUGAUUGAAACUGUGAAUAUGAGUCUGGAUCCGAAGAUGGCUGAAAAACAGCUGGAGGAGGCCUACAGAUGGUACCUAUCAUCCAAGCAACCUGGGGGGACCUGCAAAGCAGGGAAUCUUGGGCCGGACUUUCACGACUUUUGCGCAGAUGAAGUGUUGCGACAUCCUGCACAGCCAGGAUCUGCUUACUACACACCAAGCACAGAACAUCCUGAUGGUGAACCUGCCGCUUCAGCCUCAAUGGAGAAGGUGGAGGACGUGGAUGGAGUGAAGGUGGUGGCCGGACGCACUGUGGUGGAGGCUCGUUUGGCAUCCCCCAAGGAGCGUUUGAAGGACUUCAGCACAAAAGCCCUCGUCCGGCCGCUCACGGCAAGGAAACUGAAGGACGGGUCUCAAGGGUCUCAAGAGUCUCAAACGGCAACGGGCCAAAUGCUGUAG
Molecule: messenger RNA, 951 nt
Organism: Cladocopium goreaui
Lineage: Eukaryota; Dinophyceae; Suessiales; Symbiodiniaceae
Source: the annotation of a GenBank genome assembly